UUCCCUUCCUUCCUUCCCUCUUUCUCUCCCAUCUCCAGCAGAGCAGGCUAAGGGCAAGGCAAGGCAGGGAGAAACCCAGGCCUCUCUGCCGGGGGAUGGAGCAUCCAACCUGGACAGAGGAAGAGGAGCAAGAAGGAGGAGAAGGAGAAGAGGAAGAGAGAAGGCCAGGCACCCAAUGGCGGCAGUUCUGGACGCUGAAUCUCUUGGUGGAGACGAAUGUCUGGAAGAAGAUGAGGAAGAGCUCGAGACGAGUCUAGAGGACCCAGAGACGGAGAACGUGGGGAAAUUCAUUCCUGGAGGACGUGGCUGCUGCAUCUUGACCCGCCGUGGCAUCACUUUGCGUGUCCUCCUCAAAGAUGGACUGAUCGAACCUGGAGAAGGGGUGCUUUCUAUUUACUACUUGGGGAAGAAGUUCUUGGGCGACUUGCUGACGGACGGCAAGAUUGUUUGGCAGGAGACGGGGCAGGUCUUCAACUCCCCCAGCGCCUGGGCAACCUACUGCAAAAAGCUGGUCAAUCCGGCCAAGAAGUCCGGCUGCGGCUGGGCUUCGGUCAAAUACAAGGGCCAGAAGUUGGACCAGUACAAGGCUGUCUGGUUGAAGAAAUACCAGCCCAACGCUCCCCCUGCAGAGGAGAGUUUGGUGAGUGAAGGAGAAGAGGAAGAGUUGGCAGAGGAGGAGGAAGACGAGGCCAAAGGGGUCAAGUCGUCCCUCUCAGAGUCCUUGCUGGGCAAGAAAGUGGAAGAAAAGACCCGAAAACAGCAAGGUAAAAGCCUCGCAGAAUUGCAUGGCACAGAUCACAGCAAGAAGCUAGACUAUCGGAACCGAGUACCGGUCCGCUAUUGCAACUUGGGGAAUCGAGAUUCUGCCAGGAGUCCUCACACUUUGGUAGAAGUGACCUCCUUUGCAGCUCUUAACAAAUUCCAGCCUUUCAAUGUCGCUAUCUCCAGCAACGUCCUUCUGCUACUGGACUUUCACAGUCAUUUAACCAAAAGCGAAGUGGUUGGUUACCUGGGCGGCCGAUGGGACAUCAACAGCCAACUGUUGACAGUACUGAGGGCAUUUCCUUGCCGAUCUCGUCUCGGAGAUGGGGACCUGGCCGCAACUGUGGAGGAGGAGAUCUGCCAGAACCUCUUCCUCCGAGGGCUCUCCUUGGUGGGCUGGUACCAUAGCCACCCUUUUGGUUACGCUCUCCCUUCGCUGCAGGACAUCGACACCCAGAUGGACUACCAGCUGAAGCUGCAGGGAACCAGCAACAGCUUCCAGCCCUGCUUGGCUCUCAUCUGCGGGCCUUACUUCCCAGGCAACCAAGGUGCGGAGUCGAAGAUCUCCCCUUUCUGGGUCAUGCCUCCUCCAGAGCAAAGACCGUACGAUUAUGGCAUCCCCAUGGAAGUGGAAGUCACCUACGUCCAAGACGGGUUCCUGACCAACGACAUUCUCCAUGAGAUGAUGUUGCUGGUGGAGUUUUACAAAGGAGCUCCAGACGUGGUGAAGUUUCAAGAGAUGUGGAAUCAGGAGCAGACCUACUUGGAUAAGCUCAAGGGCUCUCUGGCUUCCAGGACACCAAAGGACCAAGGUUUCGGACACAUCCUGGAACAAGUCUACAGCGUCCUCAAACACAGCAGCUGAUGCCAGGCUCUGGAAAGAAGUCAUUCUUGUUUCUUUGUGUGUUUAAGAGUGAGAUGGAUACUCUCAUGGGAGCCGCAACACCGUGUUGGAUUGUGGAUGGGUCAGAAGGGGGUACAAGUCUGUUUUCAUUUUUCUUGAAGUCCCAAUAUUUGUCCUAGUCUAGAAGGAGACCUUGGUGUAGCGGAAAGUCUUGGCAGCCGGGGUCUACCUUUUUGAAGUUAGUCGAGGAUGGAGACCAAUUUUACCUUGGAAUAUCGGAAGUGACAUUACAUCACUUCUGGGUGCCAGUUUUCAUCCUUUCGGAGGGUGGGCAAGCUAGUAUCACCACAUUUAGGGGGCAGCUGGACCUCUCCAAAGAUAGUCUGAACCGCUCCCUGCUGGGAAUGCUUUAGCUGGCGAUCCUGCAUUGAGCAAAGGGUUGGAUUUGUUGGCCUCUGGGGUCCCCUUCCAACUCUGUGGUACCGUAUAUACAUGACUAAAGGUCGACCUCAUGUAUAAGUCGAGGGCAGGUUUUGGGGCCAAAAUUCAAUUUCUCAUUUUGGAAGUUAGUCCAAGCCCAAUACGAGUCCCAUUCCCCUCCUGUGUUGUUAGAAAACAGGCAAAAGAGGCCAACAGGCUGCCUUCAAACAUUUAAUAUUUUCAUUUUUUUUAAUUCAAGGAUACAAAACGAAACGGAAGAAAAAAAUAAUUCAUGAACAAGAAUGAAAGAAGGUGUGCUUUUUGUUUUCUUUCUCAAUAAAUUGUCCAGACGAA
Molecule: messenger RNA, 2380 nt
Organism: Sceloporus undulatus (fence lizard)
Lineage: Eukaryota; Metazoa; Chordata; Lepidosauria; Squamata; Phrynosomatidae
Gene: MPND
Product: MPN domain containing
Exons: 13
Coding region: 176-1627 (483 amino acids)
Biological process (GO): double-strand break repair
Cellular component (GO): BRCA1-A complex; BRISC complex
Molecular function (GO): metallopeptidase activity; polyubiquitin modification-dependent protein binding
Source: RefSeq, a predicted model, not a curated record